AAAUAUAUGCAAGCUGCUAUAAGACAGUCAGUGAGCAGAGUGAAUCACUUCAGACAGCAAAGACAGGAGAGAAUCAUCAGCUCUACACUGAGACACCAUGAAGACUCUGAGCUUUACAGCGGGACUGCUGCUGCUGCUGCUCACUGUUUACCACUGCACCACCAUGCCUCAUGGACCAAAUGAAAUGUCACCUGCAUCAUGCUGCUUUAAAUUCUUUCCAAAAAGAAUACCAAAACCACACAUCAUCUCCAUCAUCAAAACUCACAAAAGAUGUUCAGAAAAGGCAUUUGUGGUCGGUACUCCCUAUGGACCAUUAUGUGUGAGGCAGGCUCUGGAUUGGGCUAAGAAAGCUUUUAAUGAACAAUCAUCUGAGAAUCAGUGAAUAAACAGCUCCACCCACUCCACCUCCAGCCAUGAUUCAACUCUGACAUUAACAACCUGUAUUAUUCUAUGAUUUAACUAACCAUUAACCAUUUUAUUAUUAAUCCUAUAUACCUUUGUUCUGCUUUACUUUUAAAUCAUUAAAGUUUUACUUCACAAAUCA
Lates calcarifer (barramundi perch) is the source of this 544-nucleotide messenger RNA. Its product is annotated as C-C motif chemokine 5-like. Gene Ontology annotation, biological process: immune response. Lineage: Eukaryota; Metazoa; Chordata; Actinopteri; Centropomidae. Bases 98 to 382 code for a protein of 94 amino acids. The record is from RefSeq and is a predicted model, not a curated record. Gene Ontology annotation, molecular function: chemokine activity. Gene Ontology annotation, cellular component: extracellular region. The transcript is spliced from 3 exons.